AUGGGCAAAAAACAACAUCAGAAAGAUAAGCUAUAUUUGACGACAACAGAAUGGAGAGAAACAUAUGGAGGCCAUAAAGAUGAUACGGAUAGAAGAAUACAGCGGGCCGUCUUCAAACGAUUACCGUUCUCACAUUGUGCACUCUCGUUUCUUCCAUUCGAGGAUCCCGUUUGUACGCCUGAUGGAAUCAUAUUCGACUUAACGCAUAUUGUACCAUAUUUGAAGAAGUAUGGGCAGAACCCAGUCACUGGUAAAAAGUUGUCGUCAAAAGAGCUGAUUCCGUUGAAAUUCGACAAGGAUGAGCAAGGUAACUUCCGAUGCCCAGUAACUUUCAAAACGUUCACGCCCAACAGUCAUAUUGUGACGAUUCGUCAGACUGGUAAUGUCUAUGCGAUGGAAGCAGUUCAAGAGUUGAAUCUGAAAGCCGGAUAUCUGAAAGAUUUGCUUACCGAUCAGCCAUUCCAACGAAAGGAUAUUAUCACACUGCAGGAUCCGAACAAUCUGGAGAAAUUCAAUAUGGAGAGUUUUCUUCAUGUGAAGUUGGAUCUGAAAACGAAGACAGAGAUUGAAGCAGAAAAGAAAGCGAUGAAAGAUCCGAAAUUCUACAUACGAAGUAUGAACAAUGAAACGAAAGAAACACUGGAGAAGCUUCAGAAAGAAUAUACUCCAAUUGAGGUAUGCAUUGAAAGUAGAAUGUACUUAGUUGUUUGGCAUAUGAUUGGUGUUAAUGUUCAGAAGAAAGAGGAGAAACCUGAGGUGUUGGCUGAUGAGUUGAGUGCAGCACAUUACAGUCAAGGACGAGUGGCUGCAGGCUUCACGUCAACAACACUUGAUCCGGUGACACAACAUAAGGCGGCCGUGUUGGAUGUAGAAACUGUGCGGUAUUCUCGAGUGACGAAAAGUGGAUACGUUCGAAUUGUGACAAAUUUUGGUGCAAUUAAUUUGGAGUUAUAUUGCAAGCAAGCACCACGUGCUUGUGAGAAUUUCAUAACGCACUGUAAGAAUGGCUAUUAUAAUGGCACAAAAUUCCAUCGUGUCAUACGACAUUUUAUGAUGCAAGGCGGUGAUCCAACUGGUACUGGCAAAGGCGGUGAAUCCAUAUGGGGUAAGCCGUUCAAGGAUGAAAUCAAUCAUGCGUUAAGUCAUGAUCAACGGGGUAUUUUGUCGAUGGCGAAUCGUGGAACAGAUACAAAUCAAUCGCAGUUUUUCAUGACAUUUCGGGCGUGUAAAUAUUUGGAUGGUAAACACACAAUUUUUGGUCGUGUGGUCGGAGGCACGGAUACGUUAACCGCAAUCGAGAGGUUAGAAACUGAGCCGACGACUGAUCGACCUAUUAUGGAUGUGAUAUUUAUGGCCGCUGAAGUGUUCGUGGAUCCCUUCGAAGAGGCCGAAGCGGCAGUGCAAAAAGAACGAGAGGAGAUUCGUUUGAAAAAAUUGAAGAAGGAUAGAAGUGAAGCCGUAUCAGCACCAGUAAAUGCUACACAUUUGCCGAAGCAAAAAGUCUAUGGUUCUGGGGUCGGGAAAUAUUUAAAUCUCGAAGAAUUCAUACCAACAGUGGCGCAAAAACGGACCAAGGAUACAAGUGAUACUGGGCAGGAGGAAUCGGUGUUUGGUACUGCAGCAGCACAAGUGAAAAAGAAGAAGAAAGCAGUUCGAUCGGAAUUGAAAGAUUUCAGUAAAUGGUGA
Molecule: messenger RNA, 1686 nt
Organism: Anisakis simplex (herring worm)
Lineage: Eukaryota; Metazoa; Nematoda; Chromadorea; Rhabditida; Anisakidae
Source: the annotation of a GenBank genome assembly